Drosophila gunungcola (fruit fly) is the source of this 3456-nucleotide messenger RNA. RefSeq lists its product as uncharacterized. Bases 411 to 2573 code for a protein of 720 amino acids. The transcript has 3 exons. NCBI's taxonomy places the organism in Eukaryota, Metazoa, Arthropoda, Insecta, Diptera, Drosophilidae. The record is from RefSeq and is a predicted model, not a curated record.
UCCGUUCUUCAUCACUGCUUUUAAUGCAAAAUAAAUAUAUUGAAAGUUUCACUCUUUUUCGGCUGGAGCCGAAAUUUAAAUUUAAACAUCAAUAGGUUUAGAGUUUUUUUUCAUAUGUUUUUUAAUAAAUUAGGAACAGUGCCUUGGUGGGGCUAUUGUUUUUCCCCAACUGUAUGUAUUGUAUUAUGUCAAGUCAUAGAGAGCCGCUAGCAUUCCGUGCUGAUAGUUUAGGCUGGUGCAGUUGCCCACACAACCGCGAACGGAGCGCACAUAUGGGCUCCGGUUACAAUUAUAUUCCGGAAGUUGGUUGAUAACGCACAAUCGUAAAUAAAUACACAGGCUGAAUUAAAAUUCUAAUAAACAUAAUAAAUUAUCACAAAACAUGGUUUAAGUCUGUAUUGUCACUAAACAUGUCGAACAUUAAAUACCAACCUAUUCCAACGGAGGACGAACUGCCCAGGGAAGAGAAGCCUCCAAAAUGGAUUGUAAAAAUAUGCUUUUUAAUCGUCGUGCUCCUGAUAAUUGCGUUUUAUGACCUGAAUGCCCAGGAGAAGCAGCUAGGCAGAACUACUGAGGCUUAUGCAGGUACUUCGGAGAUCUCUGUGGACACCAGUACAACCAAUAUUCCUUGGGAUACUUCGAGUCUAUUGGAUGUUCCAUAUGACACCAGUGCUCCUAGUACAAAGGAAGUGACGGAGAUUGCUUUGAGUGCUGUAACAGAGGGUAAAACUAAGAUCUCAGACUUUACCCAUUUUCAAACGGAGGAGAUUACAGAAAUCACAGUGGAGGUCAGCACUUGGAGUAAUCUAUCGGAUGUUAAAGAACCAGAAUCUCAAUAUGCAUUAGAAACUGAAUCGGGCGUCAAAUACUUUGUAAAUAGCCCUGAGUGUCAAAUGAGUCAUCCGAAUCCUUUUGCUAGCAACAUCCUGAAGAUCUACAGGAAGCAUCACUAUAUAGUGUGUGAUCAAAGUAGCGACUUGAUCAAAGUGAUCUUCAACAAAUCGGACAGCACCUACAGGCUUCACAUGCAAGAUGACUGCAAAUGCUGCUACAAGCAGAUCCUUCGAGCAGGAGUUGCAACCAUGGCUGACCAUCGGUACAGGCUGCGUCCGUGCGUGAAUCUUCAGCAGGACUCCUUAGUACCGACUGAUGUUACUGCCAUGAUAACCUAUUGCCGUCGGCCCCCUUACGACAAGGUGUCGCAAAUGGAUGCCUGCAGUUUUGUGCAUCCUCGGAGAGAUACCCUUAAUGACUCAAGUCCGCACAAAAUGCCAAGCGUUUUGCUUUGGGGCAUCGAUUCCAUAUCCCGCAUGACCCUCGAAAGGGCCAUGCCCCAGAUGUACAAGUACCUGAACACACAGCACUGGUUCGAGCUUCAGGGGUAUAAUAAGAUGGGCGACAACACAUUUCCAAACCUGAUGGCUGUGCUGACAGGAUUCAACAAAACCUUCGCCUACGCACAGUGCCGACCUGACAAGGUGGGUGGUCUGGACGCCUGUCCACUAAUUUGGAAGGACUUCAAGGCCAAGGGCUACACAACGGCCUUCGCCGAGGACUGGAGCGAGUACUCCACUUUCGACUAUUCGAGCAGGGGCUUCUUCAAGCCGCCGACGGACGUCUACGGCAGACCAUUGAUCCUGGCCGUCGAGAAGGAGCUGAAGCAAACUAGGCAGAGUAAUCUGCCUUACUGCCUGGGACGCAAGCCGGCUGCGGAGUAUAUCUACGACCUGGGCGUCCAGUUCGCCAGCGUCAACCGGAACAGCACUUUCUUUGGCAUGUUCUGGACCAACACCUUCAGCCACAACGACUUUUCCAUGCCCUCCGCCAUGGACUCCAAGAUGGUGAACUACAUGCGGACAUUGGACAAAAGUGGAGUGAUGGACAACACCCUCAUAAUCUUCUUCAGCGAUCAUGGUUCCAGAUUUGGACCACUACGCAAGUUGGACAGCGGCUUCGUGGAAGAACGUCUGCCCUUCAUCUACAUCCGUGUGCCCCACUGGAUCCGCGAGAAGUAUCCAAAACUGUUGCACAACCUGCAGGUGAACAGAAAUCGCCUCACAUCGCCGUACGACAUCCAUGCCACCCUGAGGCACCUCUUGGAGCUGGACACUCCGCCGGAUCAGCUGCCACGUCCCGAGGGCUGCCCCACCUGCCACAGCGUGCUCGUGGAGGCGGACUGGUCCCGCAAUUGCUCCCAGGCCGGGAUCGAGGAGCACUGGUGCGCCUGCGACCGCUUUGCCAAGCUGUCCCCAACGGACCCCAGGGCCCGGAUCAUGUCCACUCAGCUGGUGGAGGCCGUCAAUGGGUUUGUGGCCGGCAAAAAGGGAGCGCACCGGUGCCGGCGGCUCAGUCUGAGCAGUAUAUCCUCGGUGCAGCAAAGGGGCAGCACAAAUCAGUAUCUGAUCCAACUAAAGGCCCAGCCUAGAAACGCCAUCUUGGAGGCCACGGUUCAGUGGGAUGAGAGCGCCCAGCGGAUCUCCAUCCGGGUGCCCAGCAUCAGUCGCUUGGACAGCUACUUCGGCAUGUCGGGCUGCACAUCGGUUAAGGAGACCAAAAAGUUUUGCAUCUGCUGAGUUGUGAAUCCUGAGUUCUGAAUCCUGGACAACCGCAAGACCGCACAAAAAAGGACUCGCUACGAUAAUCUAUCGGAUCUCGGAACCUUUGUUCCGGGAAGGUACGGAGCCUCUAUCACCAGGGUUGAUCUCCGGGCGGUUGGUUAGUGGCUGACAACUACUUGGGCAACAUAAUUGCGGCCUGGCGAUUGUGCGAAUGGAAAAUUAGUUGACAAUUACAUGACAAUUGGCAGAUACUCGGGUAAUUGCAUUGUGAUUAGAAAAAGAUACCAGCACAAAUUAACUUAAUUCUUUCCAAAUAUUUUUGUUAAGUAGUGUAAGCUGGAGCUUAAGUAAUAUUUAAUAUAUCCUUCAUACUCAUUUCCAACUGGCCAGUUUACUAAAUAGGGGAAUCAGCCUUAUUUAAAAAGGGUAACUUGUGCCCGUAGACACUUUGCUUUUCUAUAAUUAAUCCAUUCAAUUAAGAGAUUAAGAAGCCAAAGUGAUAUAAUGUUUAUAAGGAUAAGAUAAGAGCCAACAUAUCUAAAUAAAAUGGAAUGGAAUGGAGAUAAACUUACUUUCAGAAACAUACAUAACACAUUUGAGGUGCUUAGUUAAUUAUAAUUUUUUACUUUUUAGGAUUUAUUUGAAUUUAUUUACACCCCAUCUAAAAUAAAUAUCUUAAUUGUAAUUCAGUUCGCCGGAAGAGCUGAUUACUCGCCAAUUGUUUUUCACUCUUAGAUAAAAGCACAUUCUGUAAAUGUGUUGACCCCAUUUAGUCAAUUGUUAUUAAUGUAGUGAAUUUAAUAUAUGCCUUUAUAAGCCUUAUCUUUACAAAAAAAAAGUUCAUUAUCGUUAUUUAAUUUACCAAGUACCGGGAACACUUGUUAACACUUUAUCAGGG